GACAUUGACAUUGACAAUCGAACAUAUCACAGUAUGACAGGUUCCUAUGAAUAUUUUUAAAAAUAUUUUGAAUUUUUCACUAAAGUAAAGUUUAAAUUUGAAGUAUAGAACAUGGAUAUUUUUCGGAGAAUAUUUGGGCUACAUCAUAAUGAAGAUCAGUCCAAUAGAUCUUGGGGAGUUCCUACAGUAAAUGAUAGAACAGAUGGACCUGAUAAUGUUGUUCCUGAAGACCCAUUUAAUAGAAGAAGUUUUGACGUUUUUUCGGAUCCCAUCCAAAUGCAUCAAUAUUUUGAAAGUCAGUUGAAUGAAAUGCUUAAAAUGUUUGGGUUUCAUGGAAAUGGAGAAUUUUCUAUUGGAUUUCCUGAUGUACACGACAGUUGGUCACAGACACCACAACAACACAAAAAUGAGAAUACUCAAAAUGUACGUGAUCAGUUUUUGAAACCAGGUUAUGAAAAGCCUAAAACACAAUAUUCGGAAAUGGUAGAUAAAGAUCUAGAUGAUAGAAUUAAAUCUGGCGAUAUAGCUUCUGUGUUAGGUGAAAAAUUCAAUCACCAAAUUACUCCACAUGAACCACAGAUUUCUAAGAAGAACUUUUUUUAUGGAACGAGUCAAAGUAUGAGAACAAUUGUAAAUCCAGAUGGGUCAAUUGAAACCCAUCGCACGAUGAGGGACAACGAUGGUAAUGAAGAAAGCACUGUUUGUCAUAAAAUCGGGGAUAAGGAAUAUUGUGUCAUCAAAAAGAAGAAUAAACACGGUCAAGAAGAAGUAACUGAAAAUUACACAAAUAUGACAGAACAGGAGAAAGAUAUAUUUACAAAACCUAGACAUUCUCCGCAAAUUCAAGAUAGGACCGGCCCUUCUGAUUUUCCUUGGAGUAAAUUUUUCUAAUUUGAUGUUACAUUGGAACCUUAUUUAUUAAAAAGUACAAACCUAAAGGUAGAAUCUAUAGUCACACGAUGUUAUAGAUCAUCAAAAAUACAUGAAAGUUAACAGUUACCAUUCUAAUGCAAAAGAUUGGCAUACAAUACUGCCAAGAAUGUCAUUUAUGCACUAAUUGAAUGAUUUUAUUUUUAGGUUUGUGCUUUAGCCAAAAAAUAGUUUGAAUUAAAUAAAUAUGUUUAUAUAUUAGAUUUGUUGCUUAGUUUGAGUGAUACUAUGUAAUAUUAAAAAGUUAUUUAUUAUAUUAAAUAUGUAUUUUAUCUAUACACAUUUAAUGAAUUUAACAAUCUUAACUUAAA
This is a messenger RNA of Diabrotica virgifera virgifera (western corn rootworm), 1241 nucleotides long. RefSeq lists its product as uncharacterized. The transcript is spliced from 5 exons. Bases 112 to 891 code for a protein of 259 amino acids. Gene Ontology annotation, biological process: regulation of actin filament polymerization; negative regulation of apoptotic process. NCBI's taxonomy places the organism in Eukaryota, Metazoa, Arthropoda, Insecta, Coleoptera, Chrysomelidae. The record is from RefSeq and is a predicted model, not a curated record. Gene Ontology annotation, cellular component: apical plasma membrane; mitochondrion; clathrin-coated vesicle.